Symbiodinium natans is the source of this 1005-nucleotide messenger RNA. Lineage: Eukaryota; Dinophyceae; Suessiales; Symbiodiniaceae. The record is from the annotation of a GenBank genome assembly.
AUGCCUUGGCUGACUCAUCAUCCGAAGUUGAGGGCCUUGAAAACAUACGCCUGUGGUGGAGAUGGAAGCUCUGAUCUCGAGGCAAGAUUCGUGGCAGCUGGUUCACUGCGCGAAUGCGUGGACAGAUGCCUCAUCAUGACCCGCCUUGACACCAUGCAAGUCGGGCUAGAGUCUGGGCUGGAGCGCUGUGCCCUGCGCGGCUCAACCGUGGCAGUUCCUGCGAUGGCAGCACGUAAGGACGAUGCCAACCGGUCACUGCGGCUGGACCCAGAGAUGGCGCUGAACAUGCUUGCCGCCGUGAUGGGUGGCCUGGUCUUGCUUCUGCUCCUCGGGCCUCAGUUUUCGCUGCUCGCCGUGCUAUGCUGCCGCCGCUCGCCGACGCCCACGGCGCUCCCGGCGAUCGUAGGCGAGGAGGACAAAGGAGCGGAAGGCCUCCUUCGGCACCUCAUGUUCUUGUUGCUUUUCAUGCCGGGCGUGGGCGGGUGCUGGAUCUGCGUGCUGGGCGGCGGCGUUCUCGGCGCGGCCAUCGCGCGCGCGGCCGCACGACGCGGCGUGGCCACGACGCUGCUGGAGAAGUCCUUCGUGGGAAGUGGUGUCAGUGCCGGGAACACGGGCAUCGCGUGCACGAUGCUGGGCAUCCAGAAGGACACCGAGGAGUGGCGCUGCCUGACUGAGGGCCGCCCUUUGAACUUGCCCACGUACCAGAGCUUGGGCAUACCCCACCGAUCGACGGGAGCGCUAUACGUCGCCUGGUCGCCCGAAGAGUUUCGGGCCUUGGACGUGCUGCAGGGCCAAGAGGCAAAAUCAGAGAUGGUCUCGCCGGAGGACCUAAGACUUCGGCAGCCUAAGCUCGCUGCUGCGAAGGGCGCGCUCUUCGUGCCCGAAGAGGUCACUGUGGACCCAGGCCUUGUCGUCCUGGCCUAUGCCGCAGACGCUGUCCGGCAUGGCGCCGCCAUUUUCGAAGAGACCGAGGCGGCGGCGUUGGUGGCUGUUGGGAGGGCCUAA